AUGAGGGGAGAGAAUAAUCGUUCAGGUUAAAUACUUUAUUCUCGGGCUUGAAGUCGGACGGAUACAUUUCAUUACAUUUUUUUGCGUUCGUUCACACCAGAAAAACACUGGAUACGGUUAAGUAUUGGAUCGCUCUACACCGUCCUGGGUGAUAUGAUGCUGGUGCACUUCUUCACAUAGCCUACCUGAAACAAGGAAGCGCUAAAGGUGGUCAGAACUGAGGACUUGUAAAGAAAAAAAGCUAAACAGAAACACAACCGUCAGUGGAAUACUGGAUCCGAAAUUGCGGGUGAUUUUCACUUGAGCCAGCAUAUUGUCAGAAAUGUCAGAGUGAUACAGGCAUAUCAUGCAUUUGUUUAGUUGCGUUGGAUGAAUGCAGGUUAAACUGACAAGGACAGCAACCAAAAAUUAAAAUCUCAUACCAUAAAAUCUAAAGUAGUUGUAAAUAUAUCGUAGCUACAGUCGUAUCUGAAAUAUCCUACAGUUUAGCAGCGAUUCAAAUUCGUAUGUAACUUCGAAUGAAGAGUGUAGCUACAUAACUUAGCUACUAUCACUGAAAAAAAAUUACGUAAUUUAAACAAUAAACAAACACGUUUAAUGAAUAUAGGCUAAGUCUUAAAAUUAUACCAGGCUAUAAAACUAGAAAGCUGGUCACUUUCUGGUUUUAGUAUUUUAUUUUAAAUUAGGCCUGCUUUUAAUAUUUCGUAUUGACGAGCAACUAUUUGUGUAGAUAUAGCCUAAUUAUCUUACAUUUUUGCGCGGAGAAAAGCAUAUAUGCUGUCACUUUAGUGCAAUAUAUCGCUGGCCAUCUCAGGGAAGGUCCGCAUGUGAGCGCAAUAAGUAACUGUAAAUCAAUUAAUACUGGGAGUCUAUAAAUAUCGUAGUAUCGCUACAAUAUCGUUAUUUGUAGGCAACUGGGUAAAAUACACAGGGCAAGUUUUCCUCUCGUCGUGUAAGUAGUCGAAAGUAUUUUAACCAGUGAAAUAAACUCACACUGUAGGCUAAGUGUAGUUUCAGUUGUGCCUUCUGAAAAUAACACAUUUCAUCCUGAGAUUUACACGAGAUUUGUGUUAACAAGCGCAAAGCCAGCGUUUUUCUAUAUCAAAGAAAGAUAGGCUACCGUUUGUAAAAGUAUAGCCUAUUCAUCGUUUUUAAUUUGGUAGUAUAAAUGGGGUGGAAGUUGGUUACAGUAUUUAGUACAGUAUAAAAUACACAAAAACACUGUUUACUGCCUCUCAUACAGACACCGUGAGAUCUUCAACUUGUAAAGACUUCUCAUUAUUCUGUAGAGAACUGAGGACCAAAAUUCUUUUUUAAAUAAUAAUAAUCGUGCGCGAGAAAAAAAUACUGACCAAAGGUUUUAUAAAGCCACAACACUGAAACAUAUUCAGGCGUACGGUCAGAUAUUUUCUAACGGAUCGUAGAACACUAUAACUAAAAUGACCGACGGUCCAAGACAGCGAGGGAACGCGGCAUCCACGCCAGCCGGGGAUUCCUCUUCAGACACGGGAAAGGACUCUGGAGUGGCUCUGAAGAAAGAGAUCGGCCUCGUUAGCGCCUGCGGGAUCAUUGUGGGUAACAUCAUCGGGUCAGGGAUCUUCGUGAGCCCUAAGGGGGUGUUGGAGAAUGCCAGUUCGGUCGGGCUGGCCCUGAUCGUCUGGAUUGUCACCGGGAUCAUCACAGCCAUCGGGGCGCUAUGCUACGCCGAGCUGGGGGUCACCAUCCCCAAAUCCGGGGGUGACUACGCCUACGUCAAUGACAUCUUCGGAGGACUGGCGGGGUUCCUGCGACUCUGGAUUGCGGUGCUAGUGAUCUACCCAACCAAUCAGGCUGUGAUCGCCCUCACCUUCGCCAACUACAUCCUGCAGCCCCUAUUUCCCACCUGCUUUCCCCCAGAGAACGGACUCCGCCUGAUGGCAGCUGUGUGCCUACUGCUCCUGACCUGGGUGAACUGCUCCAGUGUGCGUUGGGCCACUCGCGUGCAGGACGUGUUCACAGCAGGGAAGCUGCUGGCCUUGGCGUUGAUCAUCAUCAUGGGCAUAGUACAGAUCUGCAAGGGGGAGUAUCACUGGCUGGAGCCUGCUCACGCGUUUGAGAGUUUUCAGGAGUAUGACGUGGGCCUGAUCGCCCUGGCCUUUUUGCAGGGCUCCUUUGCCUACGGCGGCUGGAACUUCCUGAAUUAUGUCACAGAGGAGCUGGUCGACCCAUACACGAACCUGCCCCGCGCCAUCUUCAUCUCCAUCCCCCUAGUGACGUUUGUUUAUGUGUUCGCCAACAUCGCCUACGUCACGGCCAUGAGCCCGCAGGAGCUCCUAGCCUCUAAUGCCGUUGCCGUGACUUUUGGUGAGAAGUUACUGGGAGUGAUGGCAUGGAUCAUGCCCAUCUCUGUGGCCCUUUCUACCUUCGGAGGGGUCAACGGAUCCCUCUUCACCUCAUCCCGGUUGUUCUUUGCAGGGGCGAGAGAGGGUCAUCUCCCCAGCCUGCUGGCCAUGAUCCAUGUCAAACGCUGCACACCCAUCCCUGCUCUCCUCUUCACAUGUGUGUCCACACUUCUGAUGCUGUGCACCAGUGACAUGUACACUCUCAUCAACUACGUGGGCUUCAUCAACUACCUCUUCUAUGGAGUCACUGUCGCCGGGCAGAUUGUGCUUCGCAUCAAGGAGCCUGAUAUGCAUAGACCAAUCAAGAUCAGCCUGGUGUGGCCAGUGAUCUACCUUCUCUUCUGGGCCUUCCUGCUCAUCUUCUCGCUGUACUCGGAGCCCGUGGUGUGCGGUAUCGGCCUGGCCAUCAUGCUCACUGGUGUGCCCGUCUACUUCCUGGGCGUGUACUGGGACAAAAAGCCCCAGUGCUUCAAUGCCUUCGUCGAUAAGAUGACGUACGUGGGACAAAAGUUCUGUGUUGUGGUGUAUCCUGCGGAGAAUGAGGGUGGAGACGCAGGCAACAAAGAAGAGAGUGAUGGUGGGAAGGAGGAGUGUGGAGCGCUAAAAUCAGAAGAGUGCUGAACACACACACAUGCACACACACACACACACACACACACACAACCACUCUGACUAGGCGAUAUCUUUAUGCUAAUUAAAUUCAAGAGAGGUACACACAUUCAAACAUGCACAUGUACACACACACACAAAAUAGUAGCUUGUUUUCUAAGCAACAUUUAUAACAAUCACAAGUGCAUCAUCAAACCAAGCUAAAGAAGAAAGUCAAUCGGGAGAGGAAAGAAUAAAUGUUUCGCACUGCCACACUUCCAAUGUAUGGACUGGUAUAAUCUUUCACCCCCACACACAGUAUGGUCGAAAUUCCAGCAUGGUUCCAACCUGGUUUUAAGCCUUGGUUUGGAGAUUGUCAAGCUGGUGAACAAGAUGGCUGAAAUAGCAACCAUGGGGGGCCUGCUUGGUACAGACAAUUAGACCCUCACCAAAUUCCAGAUGGUAUCCAGCUGGAGCAGAAUUUGGUUCUGGCUAGAUUCCAUCACCAAAUUCCAACCGGAAUUUCCACCAGGGCACUCCCUUUGUACUGUGACAGUUCCACUGACACCACUCCUCAUCAGGUGACAUCAUCAAAACCUUGCCUUCUUUUUUGUUAUGCCCCGCCUCUUCCUCAUAAGACUCCACCCACAUCAUCUCACAAGCACCAUGUGCUUCUUUUGCAUGGCACUGUGAAAUACCACAAACCAUCAAGUGACUGCUUUUACUUCUUUUUUUAAAUGUACUCAUCAAAUUGAGAAUUUCAUUUCAAUGGUAAUUUUUGUUGUUGUUACAGCGAAGCUAGUUUUCUGAUUCUUCACUCUUCAGUUUUCAGACAGCAAAAUUCAGAUUUCACAUUUCUUUUAAAUACACUCAAAGAGCUGUUUGUGUUUAUGUAUAACUGCAAUUCCAAAGUAGAUUUUUUUAAUUUUAAUAAUUAUUUUUAUUUUUUGUUGUCAUUAUUUUUGCUAUCGUUUUCUGUUUUUUUUGUUGUGUUAAAAACCAACAUGAAAACAGAGGUCUACUUUUUAUGCCUUCAGUAACGGAGGCAUAUGUUUUAGUCACAGGUGCGAGUCUUGGUUAGGUGCCUGUCAAAUUAUUUUUAUGUUCAGAAGUAGUCCCAGAUCUUUUUAAAUGCCUUAAUUAUUAUAUAAUCUGCUGGUAUUGCUAUUAUGAUUAUUGUUAUUGCUAAUGGAAGAUGAAUAAUUCCAAUGCUUUAUGAAGAAACAAUUUUUCAUGUUGUUUGAAAAACAUGCAGGUAGUAAUAUAAUAAAAUAUAGACUUUAUCAAAAAGCAGUCAAAAAGCAACUGACUUUGCUAAGGGAGGCAGACAAUCAGAUACACACACAGCCACUGAUUGACCAACAGACAGAACUCUACUAACUUGCCAUAAUUGCUGACAUCCAGGUAGAUUAAUAGAGAGGUGGCCAGAUAGCCAUACAGAGACUGAACACAUUAAUGUUUGCAGACAUACAGACAGGCUUAGUAGACCUAUAUUUAACUGUAUGUGUAGCUUAGAUAGAGGAGUAGAAGGAGUGUCCAAGAGUCCUCUGUUUAUGUAGAUGUUUCUGUCUGUACUGUACUAUACUGAACUUCUGUCUGUACUGUACUGUGACUGUACUGUACUGAAGUUGUGCACAUAUUCACUCCUUGAACUUAAUGGAGAAGUUUUAUUUUUAGGUAUGAACAUGCCAUUCCUAGAUACAUUCUUGUUAAGUGUUAUAUAAUGAUUAGCAAUGGCCUAAGGCCUGCUGUCUUAUAAUUAGCCACAGAGGUAUUGUUGGUAGUAUUUACACUCCCAAAAUAAAUAACUGUGCCAACGGGCAACUAUGCAGUAGCUCCUAAUCCAUCCUACACUCCAGAUCUUACACACCCUUCAUAUUCUGACAGCCUGAAAUUGAGGCGCAGAGCUACACUCGACGGUAUCCUACAAACCCAUUCAUACUGCCGCCAUUUUGUUUCAGCAGUGUGGCCCUUGCUAUGGUGUGGCCUACAUUACACUUCCUAUAGAGUGGCCUUUGUUGUAAUUAUAGGGUCCAACAGAGCCAUGGCACACAUAGAAUGGGGCUAACAAACAGCUAGUAUUAUGCUGUGCUACAAUGCCGUGUUCCGCCCGGCAUUCUUUGAAAUAACCUGACAGUGAAACACACUCACGCGCACGUACAAGCUAUUUUAACUCCCAGUCAAUCCAUGUAUGUAUGAUAGGCUGACAGCUCCUUGGUAUUGUGCACCUUGGAGGAAAGUAUUGAGAUGGUGGGCUAGGGAAGCCCUGAAGGGUUCCACUGUCUAUGCAUUAGGACUGAUGACCCCAUGGGUUGUGUGACCUCAUAAAGGGUCAGUGUGACCUCAUAAUAGAACACAGUGAAGUUUGAAAUGAACUGAUGUCUAUGAGAACUCUUUCAAUCAUUUCUGCACUGUACCCAUACAGAAUUGCUCUACACUGCCUGUUUGUUGUAUUAUAGUAUUCUAUGCCACACUAGUCUACUAAACAAUACCAAUUCCUUGCCUUGACACAGAAAUCAAAAUGCUGCUUGCCUGCUUCAAAAGACUGAAGCAGAAUUCAAAUGAUAAUAGAGCAUAUGCAUGUGAUGUGUGAAAAACCUGUGAAUCAGGUAAAAAAGGUAAAUUUUGAGAGCCAUGCAAAUCUGGGACAGUAAGCUUAUCGUCAAACAAUGACUGUGAUCCCAAAGGACAGUUUUUUUUUGUGUCACAGAUUUCAAAUAUGUGUAAUGUUUGUCUCUAUGGUGACUGCCUUGCUUUUCUAAGAGUUUAGUUUGACAAAUGGUGAGAAUGUGAUCGUCUAAUCAUUCAUGCCCAGAACACUCGCACACUCAAACUCUAAAACUUUAAAUUUAAGCGUGCUGUUUCUACAGGAGUACUCUUUUCUUUUAGAUUUUGUAUGAGUUUCCACAUGAAUGUAAAUAAAGAAGGAAAUAAAAAUCUACAUACCAAACGGA
Anguilla anguilla (European eel) is the source of this 5923-nucleotide messenger RNA. It is a transcript of the gene slc7a8a, whose product is annotated as solute carrier family 7 member 8a. The record is from RefSeq and is a predicted model, not a curated record. Bases 1440 to 3002 code for a protein of 520 amino acids. Gene Ontology annotation, molecular function: neutral L-amino acid transmembrane transporter activity; L-amino acid transmembrane transporter activity. The transcript has 11 exons. Gene Ontology annotation, biological process: neutral amino acid transport; amino acid transmembrane transport. Gene Ontology annotation, cellular component: membrane. NCBI's taxonomy places the organism in Eukaryota, Metazoa, Chordata, Actinopteri, Anguilliformes, Anguillidae.